Messenger RNA from Cygnus olor (mute swan), 2364 nucleotides. It is a transcript of the gene DHX32, whose product is annotated as DEAH-box helicase 32 (putative). Gene Ontology annotation, cellular component: spliceosomal complex; intracellular anatomical structure. The coding region runs from base 1 to 2289 and encodes 762 amino acids. Gene Ontology annotation, molecular function: RNA binding. The record is from RefSeq and is a predicted model, not a curated record. Lineage: Eukaryota; Metazoa; Chordata; Aves; Anseriformes; Anatidae. The transcript has 11 exons.
AUGGAGUUUUUCACAUUUUCUCCAGAGAUCCACUGCUUUUCGGAACUGCUUGACUGCAGUGAUGGCGAUGAAGAGGAAAUACUAGAAUUUGGAGACGAUUUACAGCUUAAUCCUUUUGAUGGCUUGCCUUACUCUUCCCGUUAUUAUAAGCUUAUGAAAGAAAGACAAGAACUUCCAGUAUGGAAAGUGAAAUAUACUUUUAUGGAAAGUUUGCUUCAUAAUCAAAUUUUGAUUGUGUCAGGAGAUGCUAAGACUGGCAAGAGCUCACAGAUCCCCCAGUGGUGUGCCGAGUACUGCCUGUCCUCUGGCUACCGGCACGGCGUGGUGGUGUGCACCCAGGUGCACAAGCAGACAGCCGUCUGGCUGGCCCUGCGCGCAGCCGAUGAGAUGGAUGUCAGCCUCGGCCAUGAAGUGGGGUACUUCGUCCCGUUUGAAUGCUGCUGUACAACAGAAACCAUCCUGAGAUACUGUACAGAUGAUAUGCUGCAAAGGGAAAUGAUGUCUGCUCCUCUUCUAAACUCCUAUGGAGUCAUCAUCCUGGAUGACGUGCAUGAAAGAACUGUUCCAACUGAUGUGUUACUUGGCAUUCUCAAAGGUGUCUUGAUAUCAAGACCAGAACUGAGGCUGGUAAUACUCACUGCACCUCACAUGUCCAUCAGACUGCAGAAUUACUGCGGCAGCGUCCCCUUCAUAAGAGUGGAAAGCAAACACCAUGCAGAGGUUGUAUAUUCCUGCAGCAUUCAGGAAAACCAUUUUCUGUCUGCACUGAGACUGCUCUUUGAGAUACACCACUCAAAAGAGAAGGGUGACAUUGUGAUCUUCCUGGCAUGUGAACAAGAAAUUGAAAAAGCCUACCAAAUUAUCAGACAGGAACAGUCUAAUUUAAAUCCUGACCUUGGAGAACUCAUCCCAGUUCCUUUAUAUCCCACAAAAAGAGACUUAAUCCCCAAGCCAAAUCAAGACAAGCAGAAAUGCUACAAAAAAUACAGAAGAAAAGUGCUGCUCACCACAAGCUUUGGAGAAUCUUUGAUUUGGAUUAAAAAUGUAACCUUUGUCAUUGAUGUUGGUGUUGAAAGAAGAAAGGUGUACAAUCCUAGAAUCAGAGCAGACUCUGUUAUAAUGCAGCCAAUCAGCAAAAGCCAAGAAGAGAUGCAUAAACAAAUUCUGGGCAUGUCUUCAUCAGGAAAACUCUUCUGCUUGUAUCCUGAAGAAUUUACACACAAAGAAAUGAAACCAGAUUUACCAGCCAAAAUACAGGAAUCAAACCUGACUAGCAUGGUUCUCUUCCUGAAGAGGAUGGAUAUAGCAGGCUUAGGACACUGCGACUUCUUAAGUAGGCCAGCUCCUGAAAGCCUGAUGCAGGCUUUGGAAGAUCUCGAUUACCUAGCAGCCCUGGAUAACGACGGAAACCUUUCUGAAUUUGGAAUCAUUAUGUCAGAAUUUCCCCUGGAUCCACAACUGUCAAAGUCGAUUCUGGCUUCCUGUGAAUUCGAGUGCGUUGAUGAAAUGCUCACCAUUGCAGCCAUGGUAACAGCUCCUAAUUGCUUCUUACGCACGCCUCCUGGAACAGAAGAGAUUGCUCUUACUUGCUGGAGAAAAUUCUCACACCCUGCAGGAGAUCACUUCACUCUUAUCAAUGUCUUCAACGCCUUCAGGGAAGCGGCUGCAAACUCCACAAGCCAAUACUGUGCUUUAAGCCAAAAUACUGUUUUUCCCUCCACAGACUACAGUAAUGAAAAAUGGUGUCGUGAUUAUUUUCUAAGCUGUUCUGCACUGAGGAUGGCAGAAAUUAUCAGAGCCGAACUAGUAGAGAUUAUGAGGCGUAUUGAACUUCCCAUUUCAGAACCGGACUUUGGAUCACAAGAAAAUAUACUAAACAUUAAGAAAGCUCUCUUAUCUGGUUACUUUAUGCAUAUUGCUCGUGACAUAGAUGGCUCAGGUAACUACUUAAUGUUAGCACACAGGCAAGUAGCCCAGCUUCAUCCUUUCUCAUCAUAUUAUAACACCAGAAGAAUUCCUGAGUGGGUUUUGUUCCACGAGUUCAGUAUAUCAGAAGACAAUUUCAUCAGAGUCGUCUCUGAGAUAUCCCCUGAUCUGUUCGUGAAGCUGACACCUCAGUACUAUUUUAGCAAUCUUCCUCCUAGUGAAAGUAAGGAUAUUCUGCAGGAAGCGAUCAAUCACUUGUCACCUGUUUCAGCCAUGAAGGAGGAACAGAAAACGAACAAUGACAACAAAGAAAAUGAAAAAUAUCACCAAGCUCCCACGGAACAAAGAUGCAUUAUUCAAUGAUUUUAGACUAUCAUAUAUUAGAUCAAUAUAAAUAAAACAGUAUAUGCACUAUACAUCCCCAUCUUAACUCAUGUA